CCCAGAUAGGAAAUAGAGAGCUCUCUAUAUAGUGGACUGGACCCAGUAGACACACAUGCCCAGAUAGAGAUACUCCUCUCCAAAGUUUUAAUGAUGUGCUCAGCUCAGACAGAAAGUGGGUGUGUGGAGUAGCAGCUGCCAGACAGGUCUGGUAGAGAGAGGAGUUAUUGUUCCUUAUCCUUAUGAGAGGACUAUUAGUCCUCUGUAAUGAGAGGUCCUAGCUCUGACACCUGCACUAGGCCUACAUACUGGACACUGUGGGUGUGGCUGUUCAGACCUCCUCCUCUCUGGCUGGCUGUCUGGCUUUCUGGCUGGCUGGCUGAUUCUGCUCAUUCUUUGUUCUUUAUUUUCUCUUUCUUUCUGAAAAGUCUUUGAAAUUAUGAAUAGCCAAAAAGGAAUUGCAUUGGAAUUGAGACAUUUGAUUAAGUUCCAAUGAAGUUAUUCCUAGCUAUACGACCCCAAGACAUUGUCUCUAUUGUUAUAGAGUGGUGCUGUCUGUCCACAACUUCUCUAUCUCCAGUGUUGGUAGGACGGUGCUGCAGGGACUUGUCUGAGCAGUAGAGUACAUCACAGCCUGAGGAGUUGGACCAUGCUCUACCUCUGGCCAUCUGCCAGACACUCAGAGAGAGAGAGAGAGGGCUGGGGGACAGGGACAGGAGGAGUAGGGUUGUGCUCAUAGUGCACUUUCAGAACUCAUUACCUCCUUCUCCUCUUCCUAGACAGAGUGGCAUAAAGAGAAAGAUAGUGAGGAUUGCUGACCAAUUCUUUGGACACACGGACAGUCGGACACACACCUGAUGACACUUGCUGUGUACACACAACUCUGUGACUCUCCUAGUUUGGCUGUAGUUGUUUGGGUAACUUCUACACUGUGGGUGAGGGACUGCAUUAUCGCAGUGGAAUACAGGCACGCCUCUGGGGCAGCAGGCAAUGUGCUCUUCUAAUACUGGACACUUGAACUUAACAGUUGAACUCACAAACCAGUGACCGUGAUUUAUUUUCUGCUGGAGGAUUUUGUUUCAUGGAAAAUAGUCUUCUUGAAAAAUGUCUAAAAGUUGUCAGAUCCAUCUCAAUGCUCCACUGGUGACAGCGGGACCAUGGAGGAAGCACAGCAAAACCACAGAUUUAUUUGAAAUGAUUGAGAAGAUGCAGGGCAACAGAAUGGAGGAGCAGCGAUGCACCUUUCCUCCCCCACUCAAAACUGAGGAGGACUACAUUCCUUACCCCAGUGUCCAUGAGGUGUUAGAGAGAAAGAGCGGGUUCCCCCUGAUUCUGCUACCUCAGUUUGGGGGUUACUGGAUCGAGGGGAACAACCAUGAGCUGAGUGAUAGUACUGACCCAGACCAGAUCCAGCCUCUGUCCCCCACCACCCGCAACAAGCUGGAGAGUAACUCCACCGCCAAGAUCUACAGGAAGCACUUUCUGGGCAAGGAGCACUUUAAUUACUACUCAGUAGACGGAGCUCUGGGACAUCUGGUGUUCUCCCUGAAGUAUGACGAGAUCGGAGACCAGGAACACCUUCGCCUCAUGCUCAGGACCAAGCUGAAGACCUAUCAUGAUGUGAUCCCCAUAUCCUGUCUCACGGAGUUCCCUAACGUGGUGCAGAUGGCCAAGCUUGUCUGUGAAGAAGUGAAUGUGGAUCGCUUUUUUCCUGCCCUUUACCCAAAAGCUUCAAGACUCGUCGUCACUUUUGAUGAACAUGUCAUUAGCAACAACUUCAAGUUUGGAGUCAUCUACCAGAAGUUUGGACAGACAUCAGAAGUAGAGUUGUUUGGAAACAGUGCCGAAAGUCCUGCCUUUGUUGAAUUCCUAGAGUUUCUGGGGGAGAAGGUCGAGCUGCAUGACUUUAAAGGGUUUCGUGGUGGGUUGGACGUGACCCACGGCCAGACAGGCUCUGAGUCCGUCUACCACAACUACCGCAACAAGGAGAUCAUGUUUCAUGUGUCCACCAAGCUGCCUUAUACCGAGGGGGACACACAACAGUUGCAGAGGAAGAGGCACAUAGGGAACGACAUUGUGGCCAUAGUGUUCCAGGAGGAGAGUACACCCUUCGUACCAGAUAUGAUCGCCUCCAACUUCCUCCAUGCCUACGUAGUGGUGCAGGUGGAGAACGCCUGUACUGACAACGUACUGUACAAGGUGUCAGUGACAGCGCGAGAUGACGUACCUUUCUUUGGACCUCCCCUGCCAGACCCGGCUGUCUUUAGAAAAGGUCCAGAAUUCCAGGAGUUCCUCUUCACUAAGCUCAUCAACGCUGAGUAUGCCUGCUGCAAAGCUGAGAAAUUUGCCAAACUGGAGGAGCGUACGCGGUCCGCCUUGCUGGAGACGCUGUAUGAGGAGUUACACAUCAACAGCCAGGCCAUGAUGGGUCUGGGAGGAGACGAGGAUAAGCUGGAGAACGGGUCCGGAGGAGGGGGCUUCUUUGAGUCCUUUAAGCGGGUGAUUCGCAGCAGAAGCCAGUCUAUGGAUGCCAUGGGUCUCAAUUUCAAGAAGCCACUCACUGUCUCCACUAGUCUCAGCGUCAACUUUACCCACAACCCACCUGAGAGUCCCAAAUUCCCAGGGAUAUCAUUGCUUGUCCCAGGGAAAAGUCCCAGUAAAUAUGGCCGUCGAGGCAGUGCCAUAGGGAUAGGAACAGUAGAAGAGUCUCUGAUCAUCCCUGGGAAGAGUCCAACCAGGAAGAAGUCUGGUCCUUUCAGCUCCAGGCGCAGCAGUGCCAUCGGCAUCGAGAACAUCCAGGAAGUCCACGAGAAAAUCAGCAGGGAGUGUUUACCUGGCACACAGAAGACACCUGACAGUGGCCACGCGACUCAGGACCCCAAGUCUGAGAACUCCUCCAAUCAGAGCUCACCAGAGGUGCUCACCACAAAGAACAUGUUUGCUCUUUGUAACAACAGGGCACAGUCUAUCCCUGAGGGUCACGACCUUUCCCGCUCCUCCUCCAACGCCAGCAGCUUCGCCAGUGUGGUGGAGGAGAAUGAGACAGAGGCCAUGGAGGACUACGACACUGGCAUGGAGAGCCUGUCUUCAGCGGGGACGCCCCACAAGCGGGACUCAUUAACCUACAGCACAUGGCUGGAGGACAGUAUGAGCAGCACAAGCACCACCAGCCGAGGCUGCUCGCCAGGUCCUGGUAAACCUGAUGGGGGUAAAGGGUCAGAUAUCCGUAUCAAACUGGACCGGCCACAGGAUCACCAGUCCUCAUCGCAUUCCCAUAAGACACAAUCCUUCUGGGAGAUGAGAGGAGCGCAGGCUUUCGCCGUAACCAAUGACGACGAUGAGGAGGUGGACCCUGGCCAGCCUGCUGGUCAGUGAGGCCAGACCACCCCUUCCCAGAAGCCCCGGCGGUGGCGUGGGCGGCGACUGGCAUGCCAGGGGAGGAAGUCCUUUUCCUCUGUGUUGGUUAUUUCUGCUCCCUCCCUCACCUGUCUGUCUGUACACACAUCUUCUGCCUGGCUUUGUGUUUCAGAAGCACUCUUUUUGUUACCCGUUAAGUAAAUAGGUUUAUUUGUCCCAGUGAACAAAUGGUAUCUGCGGUUCAGUUUUAAUGAGGCCUACUGUAUAUAGCCAUGCAGAUCACACAGUGUGGCCACAGUGCCAUUGAAUUCUGCCAGAGACUUUGUUAGGGGCAUGUUGGUGUUGUCAUAUGGAUUGUACAUUAUAGUGACAAUUUGAUUGAACCCAUUCAAUCUCAAAUACCAAAUAUCCAACAACAAAGAUGUGUGCAUUUGAAUUAAAUGUCCAUUAUUGGUUAUGUCGAAUACAGUUUAAUGUGUAAGUGAUUUUUCAGGUAAAGUGAUUGUAAUGUGUCUAUUAGCCAUAGCUGUAACUUACUGUAUAGAACUGUACAGCCAAAAACAGUUGCUCUGACAGAGUGAAUAUUUUCUUCUCAAUAUACAAUAACUGGGAUAUUGUCAUCAUAAUAUACAAUGCACUUCAAGCCUCACCUGCUCAUACUGCAAAUUAAAAUGAAGAUGGUCAUCUAACAAGAAAUAAUGGAAAUGUAGCCGUGAACCUUUAAAAUACAGUUUUUCUAUAGCUUCAUGACUAAUUUAUACCCUUAUCAACAUGGUCAGAAGCAGACCGUAAUUGGACAGUGCAUGGUUUCAGAGGAUAUGUUAUAUGAUCACACUGUUUUUGCACACAGGAUGCUCAUUGCUAACUGCUACUGAUUUAUUAUUAUUGGGAACCACCUCGUUUUGUGUAAUUGUAACCUAAACAGGCGAUUUUAGCUUUGCACUUUCUGUCCACAGAAAUAGUUGUCUAUUUUGUUGUGUAUCAAGCAGGUUACUGAGGUCAGGUAUGUAGAGAUGUGUUGAUGACUACAGGGGUAAUUCAUAACUGAAUUGAAUAACGUACUGUAGUAGUCCAUCCAAUCAGCUAGUUUGCCGGUCUAAUCUACAUUACAAAUCCUGCAGCCUAAGUGUUGCCAUCGGUACCCGCGGAAAAAUAUGUUUGUAUUUAUUUAUUUAUUUGGGGAUGGGGGAUUACUGUAUUAUACAGUAUAUUUGCUGUUGAUAUAUUUCUAGUAUAUUAUGGGAGAGAUGUACAGAGAUGAAUACUACAGUUUGUGCAUGUUAUACAGUAUAAUCCUACCCUCCACGCCAAAUCUAAUGUAACCUGGCAAUGACAUUUAUUUUUGUGAAAAUCAUGAUGGGGGUUCUACAGUUCUACAUUCUACAUUUACAUACAACUCUGUUUCUUCUGUUGAGCACUGCCAAAUGAACACAGUGUGUGGCAUGUACAAUUUGAAAAGUAUGUUUUAAAAUAAACUAAAACUAUAUCCCACACUGUCUGCUCAAUAAAAGGGAACGACUCAUUGUCAUGACAGAGCUGAGAAAUGUGUGAGGAAAGGUAUCUGAGCUAAAGAGUUUGAAUGUAGAACAGAUAUUGAACAGAUACUGUAUAUAUCUAACUAAAAUUGCCCUGAUAGCUUUUAUAUUCAACUGCCUUUGGGAUAUGAUUUUAUUCUUAGAUCUGUAGUUUGUGAAUAAUGUUACUGUACACAUUCACCUCUUGCCCUAGAUCCCUGUUUAAAGAUGACUUGAAGAAAGAUGCCAUUCCUCCUUUUGGUAUUUUGGUUUAUCCUGGCAACAACACGGCUCCACACGCCAUCAUAACCUUUGUGACAGUUAAACAAUGAAAAGUGUGUUGCCUACUGUUUACCUCUUUAUCAUUUUCCUGAACUGAAUGAAACCGUUGAAGGAAUGUCUUAUAAAUAAGUGAUUUGAUGUGGCUAACCACCACCAGUCUCUAAAAGUAGAGCGCUGUAAAAGUUGAGGCUUCUCUCCUCAUCUCCUCUUACAUAACUGUGCCACAUGUACCAGAUCAGCAUAAAAUAUGAUUGAGUCAGUAACUCAUCAUCAUCAAGGGGGGAAGAAAUGGUAUCAAUGCGUGAAAAGGACUGAGACGGAUGCAGUUUUUUUUACAAAUACAAAUUAUAUACUGGUACUACUCUCAACUUCUAACCUUAUCUAUGUCUUUAUGUUAGACUAUACUCUUCGGGUCUUCACAUUAGUCCAGUGUAGACAGAAAAACCUACAUUUCCAAUAACUCAACAGAGUGAUGGUGCCCUCUAGUGGUGUUACUUAUAUUGUUUUUUUAAAUUGUUUUAUGUGAGCUGCUGUGCUUUAUGGGAUAGUCACAUUGGAGAUGGGGAUCUAGUAAAGCACAAUGCCGCACUGUCACAUCAAGUUAGUGGAAUUGAAAUGAUAAAUAAUUUAGAAAAUGUAUGAACACUGCUUCAGUGUGAUCUAUUCAACAGAUUGUAUUGGUGUUCUGUUUUAUUAGUGCAUUCCUGUAAGAAAUGAACUUGUAAAUAUGUUUUCCUUCAUUUGUAAAUAUAGCCAAAAUAUGAAAUAAAGAGCCUGGAUUCA
Oncorhynchus nerka (sockeye salmon) is the source of this 5876-nucleotide messenger RNA. Its product is annotated as rap1 GTPase-activating protein 1-like. NCBI's taxonomy places the organism in Eukaryota, Metazoa, Chordata, Actinopteri, Salmoniformes, Salmonidae. The coding region runs from base 1045 to 3315 and encodes 756 amino acids. The transcript is spliced from 23 exons. Gene Ontology annotation, molecular function: GTPase activator activity. The record is from RefSeq and is a predicted model, not a curated record. Gene Ontology annotation, biological process: regulation of small GTPase mediated signal transduction; activation of GTPase activity. Gene Ontology annotation, cellular component: cytoplasm.